UUAUUGAUUAAUAGAAUUUUAAUUAUCGAAAAAUGACGAAUGAUGAUUUUUUGUUUAAAUUAAAAAAAAAUCGACACAUCAACACGAGUAAAAGCAUGCACCACACAUUCGAAAGACGAAAGCAUGGAAAAAUGUGAUUCCCGUGAUUCGUGAUGGCCGAAUACUAUCGAUAUAAUCGAUUAAUUAUUAUUUUUUUAUUUUGAAAAUUCGAAAUUUUUUCUGUCCACCUUUUGGUGGAAUAAAUUCAAAAAAUGUUUGAAUCGAAUACACAUUAAAUCAUAAAAAAAUGUUUGGUUUUGGAUUUUCUAUCGCCGAUUUCAAUGCCAUUGAUUGGACGAUAUUAUUUUUUCUAUCAUUCAUAUUGGCCAUUAUUUAUACAUUGAUCACUGGUUAUCUGAUUGGUAUGAGAAGUUUUCAUAUAUUCCUGAAAUGCGUUCUUGUGAAUCCAAGAUUAUUUUUCUUCAUUCUAAGACGACCAUAUUAUUUGUUUAAUUUUACACUUCAAUUUCACAUCAUCCGUAAAUUAAUGAAAAUGUAUGUUUUCAAUCGACCAUCAAUGGAACAAAUUAAAAAAAAUGUCAUUGCAUUCGAAAUCUAUAAAGAAACCUUACAAAAUGGUCGCCAUACAAUACUGUUGAAUUUGAUUGAAUUACGAUUGAUUCAAUUGCGUCGUGAUUUUGAAAAAAAAUAUCUUGGCUUCUCUGUUCUGAAUCGAUAUGGACGUGAAAAACGUGUUAAAAAAUUAGUCAAAGAUAUUGUAAAUCAAUUUGGCCUAGCAGUUGGAUGUGGACAACCAGAUGAUGAACAUUUGGCACGUGCAAUACGACUAGAAUCCAGAUUAGAACAGGAAAUUGUACGUAAAUUAAUGAUGCCUGGUAUUGAAGCUGAAUAUCUACCAACGGGUUUUAAUUGGGGCAGAAAACUAUCGAUACAAAUUUACAUGUGGAUAUUUCGUUCCACACGUAAUCGAUAAAUUCGAUUAUCGAAUAAUCCAGAACAGAAGAAACAAAAACCCGAUAAAAAAACCAAAAUCAAGAAAAAAAAAAUAUAACGAAAAAAAUUCGUGCAAAAUGGGAUCGACAAAAUCGAACGAUAAAGAAAUUGUCCAAAACGACAACAACAUCAACAACAAUGAUGAUGAUUAUGAAGAAGAAGAAGACGAAGAAUCCAGUGAUGAAUCAUUACACGAUGAAUGGAUUGAUCCAUUAUUGGAAAUGUAUUAUAAAUAUAUUGUAAAAAAAGAAAAAUCGAAACAAAAAUCAAAUGAUGAUAAUGGUGGUGGUCAAAAUAAUACCCAACGAUAAAAUAUGGUCAUCAUGUGUCUGUAUGUUGUGUGUUUAUGUUUAUUAUGGUUAUGAUGAUGAUGUGAUUUUUUUGUUUUAAAGAAAAUAAAAUUACAACAGAAAAAAAUUGAUCUUGUCGUUUGGUUUCUAAAUAUAUUCAUAUAAAUGUGUGUAUGUGUGUGUGUGCAUGAAUGAUAAAAAUCAAUAUGUUGAUGAUGUGCUAAUGAUAAUGAUGAAACGAAUUUUUUUUUCUCAUUGAAAAUAAUUCUGUUGUUGAUCAUAAUUAUCCAUUGAUGAGAAAUCUUCUUGUUGCUGCUGCUGUUGUUGUUGUUGUUGUUCGGCCAUCAUUUGCUGCAUCAUACUUGCAUAUGAUAUUGGUGGUGGUUCAAUAAUAUGAUUAUCAUUGCUAUUAUUACUAUUAUAAUCAUUAUUAUCGGCAUUAUUUUGUG
Dermatophagoides farinae (American house dust mite) is the source of this 1732-nucleotide messenger RNA. RefSeq lists its product as uncharacterized. The record is from RefSeq and is a predicted model, not a curated record. Lineage: Eukaryota; Metazoa; Arthropoda; Arachnida; Sarcoptiformes; Pyroglyphidae.